CACACAGUGCCCGGAGCCCAGACAGCCGGCUCCCCAGGGCUGACCCUACCCCAGGCCGGGGCCCGGCUUACCUGUGAUCCAGCGGACGCAGCGCUUCCCGGCCCCGAUCUACAGCCACCCGCUCGGGAGUCCCAGGCGCCGGAAGUCCGUUGUAGGAAGUGUCCACCGUCCUAAAGCAGAAACAGGCGUUGCCCGGAACCAGUCCGACGGGUUUACCUUUCGAGGGGCGGGGCUAUGACACACCAACACACACACUGUGCGAACAGUCACUGGGCUGAUGGGAAUGGAAGUCGCUCGCCCUACUCGGUGCGCUGGGCUUGACGCGAUGCGGAACUAACCCUCCCAGAAUCCUUUGCGAACCCCGAGCCUGUCAUAACAAACAGAACGCUUGUCAAAUGGCGAGCAGGAGUGGCUGAAGUACGGGCCAAUCGGAAAGGGCGUAAAUUGGUAGCUGUGCGCUGAUUGGCUGCGAGGACAGAACGUGCCUGGCGCCUGGGUUAGCCUGCUGGUGAAAAGAGAGGUUGAGCCUGCAGUCAGCUGAAGCAGGAGGAGCUGCAGUAUCUCUGGAGCUGGAGCAGUGAGGUUUGGUCCUGAGGUAAGGCAGGAGAUGCUCCCAGUAUUCCCAAUGCAUCCCAGUGACUGGCUGGCAUACAUAGUGACUGGGGUGGGCUGCCAGUCAUUCUCCAAUAAUGGCACCAUGUCUUUAUCAGGGUCAUUAUUGCUGCCUGUCUUAAACCUCUGGGUUUGUUUACAGUAUUUUCAUGCUGUCUCCAUGGCUAUUUCAAGGAGCUGGAAAACAAGAACACACCUGAUACCAGCAUUGGCUUUUUUUAAUAUAUUUUUUAUUUAUUUUUUGUGGUUGCAUGACAGUCACAUCUUACAGUUAUUAAGGCUUCUCCUAUUCCACCUGCUGUGAUCUAUUUUUCUAUAUCUAAGGAUGAUGGGAGUGUUGGUCCAAAUACUUAUUGUCUUUAUAUGAGCACAAUGGGGUUCAGCUUUGAUAAUCUAAUAUGAAUGCUUUAUGUCAAUGUGAAUUUCUUGUGUAAGUUACCAUGUAUUGACCAGGCAAUGGCCAAAUGGUAGAUUCCUCAGCUACUGUAGCACUACGACUCCCACGAUGCUUUGCCACUUUUCAGGGUGGCAAAAUAUCAUGGGAGUUGUAGUUAUUGCAACUGCUGUGUAAUCUCUGUUGUCCAUUUCUGGUGUAGAUAUUCCCAGCCAUGAUGAAAUAGUUACAGUUUCUGCCAUACCUGUAAAACUGGUAUUCUGUGUAAAUGCUUUCUAUCAUGGUGUCCAGUUACCACUUUCGAUUUCUGGAGAAAUUUUGAGAGAACCUAUUUUACAAAGCUGAAGAUACAUGUCCUUCAAGUUCAGUCCAUCUCACAUCUAGUAGUAAGCUGACUGUUUUCCCUCAGUCGUCUUGAAGGCAAGAGGUUGAUAUUUGAGUUAGCAUGGCAUCUAGUUCAGAUGGAAAGAGCAGAUAUAUCUUCUGUUUGUUCUACUCUGGAAUUUCUGCAUGUUAAAAGAUAAACACAUGCUGUCCUGGCUCUAGCCAUGGUAUCGAGUUUUGGCACAGUCAAUAACAUAUUUGCUAAAUUGUGUAAACAAUUUUGUUCCAUUACACUUGUGUUAAAUGGAUAGUAAAAUUCUUUUACCAACAGAAUCUUUUUUAAAUAAACAUUACAGUAUGAGAGAUUUACAAAGUGUGUGUGUGUGUAUAUGUGUGUGUAUGUAUGUAUGUAUGUGUGUAUAUAUAUAUAUAUAUUGUAUGUAUUUGGUUAUUCAAAACUAUUACAUAUUGGAAGGCAGCAAUAGCUCAAAAUAAAAUUGCAACAUUGUCCAGGUUAUUCACUAAGUGAGUUGUCCUAUAUUUCUCAGGGGUGCACAAUUUUAAGGGCACAAUAACUCUACUGGAAAUAUAUUUGAGUUUGAGAAUUUUUCCAAUUACUUUGGCCGAAAAUGUGUAAUUCUUUGGAUUACACCUGACCAUUACUGAUAUUGUGAAUAACCCUGCAAAUGUUGCCAUUAUGCACUAUUUCAUCAUCACUUAUUGUAUGCUGCAGAAACUACAGAGGGAAUGAGCAAUGCUUACUGAGUAAUAACGAAACUAACUUUUUAUGUUAUACGUACUUUUAUAUUUGUGUGGGGUGUUUUUUUUUAUUUUUUUUUUUUUUUUAUAUAAAUAAGAAGUAUGAAGCACUGACAUAUUCUGUUUUAUAGCUGAGUGCUUGUUAGUGUUUCAAAUGUGCAUAUGUUUUACCCCAAAAUGUGUGGGUUGUUCCGUAAAACAAGAAUUUUUGAAGACUUCAAAGGGAGGACACACUGUCAAUCUUGGUUUGGCAGUACGGCCUAAAAUGUUGUAUUCCUGACAACAACCAGGAUUCCUUUAUUACAUUAUUCACUUAAGAACUCUUUCAUCAGUGUUGCUUACAUAAUUACACAGGCUGAAAGGAGAUGUGUCCAUAAAGUUCAGUGUUCCUCACACCAUUUUAUUUAAAAAAAAAAAAAAUGUUUUUGCUGUUGAUCCAAAAGAAAGGGAGGGGGGAGAGGGGGGGGGGGCACAGUUUGAGGCACUUCAGAUUUUGCAACAAACUAGAGGGGGGAAACAGAAUGGCAGUCAGAUUUAUCCUUGGAUCACCCUACAGUUGAAAAAUUUUUUGUUACAAGUUUUAUUUUCCAACACACUUUUAUUUUGUGUGGUGGGUUUUGGGAUUUUAAAUUUUUAUAUUUUUAUUUUUUUUAUUUUUUUUCAUCUAAGAUUGGUUCUGUAUGGGGAAUAAUAGCAUUCCUAAUAUUCUUUAUUUUGUGGGAGAAAAGAUAAAUACAAAUGAUGUAUUUGCUUGUUUUGAUAUGAUACAAAUAGUUUUAAUUUGUUUCGAACUGUCACUUCCCAUGAUUUUUUUUUUUUUCUGUUCUUAUAUUCCCAAGUAUCAGGGUCAUUUGCUAAAUUGGAAUUGUCAGGAAUUUAAAGUGAAUUUCAAAUGUACGGCCAAAAUAGCUGAAUUGGCAAAAUUUUCCAAGCCUGCUACGCUUCCAGUUCAGCUAUUUUGGUUUGAAAUAUAAAAUUCAAGUUGAACUACUGAAAUUCUCACUUUAUUAAAUAAUCCUGAAAGUGUUUGAGGUGUGCAAAAUGCAUAUUUAAGGCUAAAUGUAGCCAAACACCUGGUGAAAUUUAGCUAGCUCUACUGUUUUGAUGCUAGAAAAACAAAUUGUUCUUACUGCAAUUUCUUUUAGAUGAGAGAUCUGCUUGUUCUUUAAAUCAAUAUCUAUCAACAGUCCAGAAUUGAAGAUAUUCCAAAUGAUGCAUACAUCCUAGGAGAGGAAGUCUUAAUUUUAUACCUAAUCUCACAAUCCCUCUCUUCUAGAGCUACACGUUUUUAAUAUGUAUGCUUAUCUAACAGAGCUUCACUGUAAUUAUCACAGUAAUGUGUCUUUUUAAAGUUACACUUCAUUGUGAAUUUAUAAAAAAAAAGAAAAAAAACCACAAUGAAGUGUAACUUUAAGUGUGUGUCAGGCGGUCCGUCACAGGCCAAAAGGUCCUCCCACGGGUUACCAUGUCAACGCUCUGAGGAUAUCGCAGAAGGACUGAACUCUGUCUGCAGGCAGAGUAGUACUGCUCAUCUCCACCAGGGCAAUGUCCCCCCUCCCUGAGGGAGAGGGGACAUAUACUGUGGGGUACAUACCGUGGUCGCAGGGUUUGCAGCUGCGACCGGGCCUGUCACUCCAGGUGUCCCGGCAGCCCUGCGAACCCUCGCGACCGAGUACCAGCUGCCACGUUUUGCAGCCCUGGCCCGUGCGGCGGGCUGCAUGUUAAGGGGUUCAUCGGGUGGCCCAUGCUGUCAGGGCCACCCAAUGGAUAUGGAUUGUCAGAGGGCCCGGUCUGCGCUGGGCGCUUUAACAGGGCGACCGGGCCCCCUGGGAUGACAUCACUGCUGGGAGGAGGUCACUCCUCCAGCAUACAGCGAGCCCGCGCAGGAGGAAGGAGCAGGGAGUCAGAGUGGGAACUCUGACUCCCAUCAGGCUGAGCCCCCAUUGGACCCCAGGGAAAGUCACAAAAGGCAGGAAACAUUUUGUGUGUGUCUGUGUCUCUGUAUGUGUCUAUCGGGGGUCUAUGUGUGUGUGUGUUGGGGAGGGAAGGAGAGAGGCUAUGGAUUGUGUGUACACCACUGGACAUAUAGUUUAUUUAUACCUUUUUUUUUUAAUUGUAAUAAAAUGUUUUGUUUUUGAUGAAUACUCCUAUUCACCUCCUCUCCCUUCCCCCGCCAUAUAGGGGACACACAUACACACCGCCCUCUCUCACACACACUGCAAUGGGGGGCGGAAAAAAAUGUAUCUGCCUGUUUUUUUUUGUUUUUUGGUUUUUUUUUAGAGCAGAUACCGAUAUUCUGUGAACUUUCAGGCCAAUAGCCGAUAUAAUUUGCCGAUAUUCUGUACAUUUACCAUUUUGGAAAAUAAAAACAAUUUCUAAAGGUAAAUGCACAAAAUAUGCAUGCCACGUGUAGUGGAUGCAGUGUGACAGGGGAGCUGUGUGUGUUUGUGUAGUGUGUUUGUGUAGUGUGUGGAGGAUGCAAUGUGUGUUUGUGUAGUGGAUGCAGUGUGUAUUAGUGUAGUGUGUAUAUAAUGAAAGCAGAGUGUUUGUUUGUGUAGUGUGCGUAAAGUGAAUGCUGUAUAUACUAAAUGCAAAGUGUGUAUUUGUGUAGUGUGUGUGUGUGUGUGUAUAGUGAAUGUAGUGUGUUUAUAUAAUGCAGAGUGUGUGUAUAUAAUGCAGUGUUUGUGUAGUGUGCAUUAUAUAAACACACUGCAUUGUAUAAACACUACACAAACACACUGCAUUAUAUACACUGUGUGUAUAUAAUGCAGUGUGUGUGUAUAAUGCAGUGUGUAUUUGUGUGCAUUGUAUACACACUAUACAAACACACUGCAUUAUAUACACAGUGUGUUUGUGUAGUGUGUAUAUAAUGGAGUGUUUGAGGGGGCAUUUUGUAUUAAAUUAUUUAUUUUUGUUGUCCCCCCUCCCUGCUUGUGCCUGGCCAGGGAGGGGGGAUAUAGCAGUCCCUGGUGGUCCAGUGGUAUUGGCUGAGCUGGGGAGGGGGGGGGGCGGAGAGCGGAGAGAAAGUGCUUACUCACCUCCCAGCAGCUCCCCAGUGUAACUCUCGCGGAGAGUUGCCACUGUGAUCCAUGGCAACGCUCUGACGGCCGCGGGUCUCGCGAGAGUUACACUGGGGAGCUGGAGGAGCUGCUGGGAGGUGAGUAAGCGCUUGCUCCCCACCCCCCCAGGUCCUAGGAGGUAUUAUCGGUAUCUGAAUUGGCCGAUGCCGAAAAUACUGAAUAUCGGCCGAUAUAUCGGUAAAACCGAUAAUCGGUCGAUCCCUAAUACAGUGUGUGUCAGUGUACGUAUCUUUGUGUGUCUGUAUGUAUAUCCGUGAUCUUGUCUGAAUAUUUGUGCAUCAUUGUUGUGAUGGACCGCCUGGCACCCCGACCGGGUACCUCGUCAAUCGAUGCUUCCUAGUACUUGCGAGCACCAAGGGGUACGCCCAUAUGGACCUUGUUGGGGACUCCAACACAAAGACACAGACCAAUGAGAACAGUGAUUAAAUGCCCGACACUCCCAUAACAAACAUACAAUCCCUCCUCCCGACACUCCCAUAACAAACAUACAAUCCCUCUCCUGUACUAAUUCUAAUCCAAUUAUCUCCAAUCACAGAAAAAAACAUAAUUUUUUUUUUCUUUUUUUUUUUUUUUAAACACCCCAAAUGUACCCUAAAAAUACAUAAAACCCCACAAAUAUUACAUCACCUGAUAGCCUUGAUCUGGAUGACCAACAUAUCCAAAAUUCACCCAGAUCAGUUCACGGGUUCAGAAAUUUCCUGAAAGUCAUGUAUUUGACCGACUGCAGGCAUGGUCCUAUAGCCGAAAAUAGUUCCAGGGCAUUCGCGGCUAAGUCUCCCUGAAGUCUGUUUGUGGUUUUGGUCCAUGCGAACAAGAUGGUCGUCCAUAGGAAUUGUGGCCACCAAGACAAACACUUAGACCACAGAGGUGGAAAUUGCAACAAUGUAUCUAUUAAUCUUAACAAGCUCCAGGGUGGUCUCUGGUUCGUGUGGCUGUCAGGUAAACGAACCAUAUAGUCCCAAUUGUCAGUCUUGAGAGCACAAUUCAGCUGUGGCAUCUCUCAGAUCCGCCUUGUUUGGCAGAGCAUUGAUGAGCUGUAGUUCUUCAUGGUCUGAAAUCAGAGAACCAUCCCUCCAAUUCAAUGGAGCCGUCUAAACCUGGUGGUGUCAUCUCUAGGUCCGUAGGAACUGGUCUAGAGAUCUGCACCAUUGGUGCAAGUGGGUCAAACUAUAUAUCUGUCGUGGCGUGCACAUGGAGAAGAAAGUUAACCAGCCAUUUUCUUCUGCUGCAAAGCCACACUCUAGUAAAUCUGAUUGUAUAACACUAUGAUUGUGUCCCCAAAACUAUGCUCCUAUACCUCUUCUGAACAUAACCAUACCUCCACAGUAUGCCGUUGGCAUUAUCAUGUGAAGUUAUAGAGAGAGAAUUUGAUAGGGGCAUUGUAGUUAUCUGACACUACAAAUUACCCCCUUACACAUAACCAUUGGAAAAGUCAACGCUACAUGUCAUGUGUGGGCUUUUUUUUUUUUUUAUUAAACAAAUUGCAAUUUAGUGAAAUAUGUUUUUUUUAAACUUAAUGUGUACUACUAUAGAUAGCUACUAAAAUAUUGUGCUCCGCUAGAUCUCUUGAGCAAAAGCAUUUUGCACUGUAAGAUUGCCAUUGCUGACUUGCAUUAUCAGUUUGUGAAGGAUUAUUCCCUUCUGCUUCUAAAUCAUGUCACAAUUUGAUUUCAAUUCCCUUCACCCCCCUGCAGUUGCAAUCUCAAUGAUCAACCUGCAUAGCCCAGCACUCAUGACCCUCUGCUGUAGGGGGGGGGGAAAGGGGGGUUUAGUUAAAGCCUCUAUCUGUGUCUCUCUCUCGCCCCUCUGUGGCUCUUCAUACUCGCCCUCCCAGUCCUUUUCUCUCUAUAUGUGGGACUUUUUCUCCUCAGCCCCCUUCUGUUGCUUUGUGUCCCUUCCAGUGCUCCCCCAUGUGUCUCAUUUCCCUCCUCCCUCCCCCAUGUGUCUAAGUUGUCAGUUUUAAUUUUGGCGGUAAAUUUCAAUUUUGUGUUAGUCCUAAUCUUUUGAGUAAAAAAGCCAUUUUAGUCAUCUGAAUUGUUUUAGUUGACUCAAAUUGUUAGUCAACAAAAUCAACACUGCUCCUUAGGCCGGGUCUCAAACUGCCAGGGAGAAUCAUGGGUGACAUCAGAAAUUAGUUCACCGUGGCUGAAUCCAGAAGCUUAGCCACUAUGAUUUAAAUUGCUGAAUGCAGCCCGCACUUUGAGCACUGCAUAAAGCUAAUCAAACAGCCUGGGGUCACUUAUUCUUUCUCCAGGUAUCGAGUGUGUUCAUAGUUGGCAACAGGGAAACGGUCCCUGCUGGUGUAAAAUGGCAGAUAACUGAAUUAUUCCGUCUUGGGUCCUUACACAUCUUUGAUUAAAUAAUUCUGUAAUGUGUCCUUAAGGGGUUCAAGUUUAUUAAUAAAGUUGUCCUCUAUAUAUUCCUUUUUUUGUGUGUGUGUGCUUCAUUCACUAAUCUUUUUUUAUUUUUUGUGCUUCAUCCAUAGGUUUAUUUAAUUAUGCAUCUCUUCGGCAUACUUUUUGUAACUGUUGCAUUAACAGUAGUGUACAGUGUAAGCGUCCAUGAUGAUACAAUCACAGAGUUCUCCGUCAAGCUUUAUCAUGAUCUUCGAGCAACAAAAGAAGAUGAAAAUAUAUUUUUCUCUCCUUUGAGCAUUGCACUUGCUGUUGGAAUGGUGGAACUGGGAGCUCAUGGAUCCAGCCUGAAAGAAAUUCGACAUGCUCUGGGAUAUGACAAACUUAAAAAUGGUACAUCUGUAAUUUGUCAUGUUAAUACACAAUAGUAAUUGAUUAACUAAUUGCAAUAGCAAUGAUUGUUAUAUUCAUCUAAACCAGGGGCUCCCAACCCAGUCCUCAAGUACUCUUUACCAGUGCAGGAUUUAGGGAAUACGCUGAUGUGUCUAAAGUGUGUGUGGUGGGUUUUUUUUUGGGGGGUUUCCUUAACACCUAGGGCACAACUGGGAAAUCCCUAAAUCCUGGACUAGUAAGGGGGUACUUGGGGCUAGGUUGGAAACCACUGAUCUAAACCGUGGUACUCUAGCCCUUCGGAUGUUGCUGAACUGCCCAUGAUUCUCUGUCUAUUUUAUUCUAAGAAUCAUGGAAGUUGUAGUUUAGCAACAUCUGAAAGGCCAGAGCACAGAGAACACUGAUCUCUGUUUGAUUUAAGGUAAGAAUAUUAAAGGGCAAUAAUAAUCAUUUAUUUAUUUAUUUAUUUAUUUAUAUAUAUAAUAUAAUUUAUUUUUUUUUUAUUUUUUUUUCUUUGUGAGGGUGUGGGCUAACGAAUAAUCCCAAAAAGGCCAUUAUUCAAACAAUGGGGUGGGGGGAAAUUGGUGACAACUCUUUAACGGUUAAUAAGAGGUACAAAAAGAUUUUAGAGUAUAUGAUUUAAAAUAAGAAACCCUAACUUGGCAGAGAUUUUUGUACCCUAUAGAAUAGUGUCAAGCUUAAUGUUGGAUAUCCAAAUCACUUAAUAUUUUUAAUGAUCUGUUCAUCAGCAGUCUUUUUCAGCAGUCAAAAGAUUUCCUUUAUUUUUCAGCCAUAUAAAUCAAUAUACUUUCAUUCUAGUUGAAACUAUUUUCACUCAAUUUGUUAUCUUCUGGUUUUCUCUCUCAAGGUGAAGAAUUUACUCUGUUGAAAGAUCUUUCCAGCAUGAUCACAGCCCAGGAAAGACAUUAUGUACUCAGCAUCGCAAACUCUCUGUAUUUACAAGAUGGAUUUCAUAUCAGUGACAAGUUUAUUCAGUUAAUGAAAAAAUACUUCAAGGCAGAAGUAGAAAAUGUAGACUUUAAACAAGCUUCAACGGUGGCAAAUCACAUCAAUACGUGGGUGGAAAAUCACACUAAUAGUAUGUUAUCAGCUUCUACCUAGGAUUUGUUUUGUUUGAUAUGUAUUUUCGGUUCUUGUACUGCAAUAUUUAAAGAAGCAUUUGUUCCUAUAUACAGGUUUUGAGAUAUAUAGUGUGUGUGUAUAUGUGUGUGUGUGUAUAUAUAUAUAUAUAUAUAUAUAUAUAUAUAUAUAUAUAUAUAUAUAUAUAUAUAUAUAUAUAUAUAUAUAUAUAUAUAUAUAUAUAUAUAAUUUCUUUCUAGCUUAAUGAUCUUUUGUGAGUAGCCAUGUUUGCAUUUUACUAUUUCUUUCCAUUUUAAAAUAAAAUGUUAAUAUUUAUUUUAUCCAUGGAUCUUUGGUAGACGUUGAAAUACUGUCUCUGUCCAUGUGAUGUAAAACUGAUGUUAAUCUUUGUAGAUGCUGUUUUACAGUCGAUAAAGCUGAUUAGGAUGGAGGUGAACUGUGACUGCAUUCAAUUCAGUCAGUAGCAGUGUUUAAAUAAACUGAGCAGGUUUCUUUUUUUCUUGCUGCUUUUGAGUGAUUUGACUCAGGAGCUAGACCAGGCGUAGGCAACCUACGGCACUAGUGCGAUGCACAGCACAUAAGGCUGCUAGAGCCAAACAGGCUCUGUCCUAUCAGAAGUCCCAGUAAAACUUCAGAUAUCUGCUAAUACGAAGAGGUUGUGAAGGACAAUCCUCAAUUUAUGCAUUGCAGCACGUAGCGGAAGUGAUCUCAGAUCACUUCCUCCCAGCACUUGUGAAUGGGAAUCCAUACUGUAGCAGAGCAGCCUGCAGCUCCUAUACUUGAGCUAUACUUGGCCGGCCUGGUCCCCACUGGAACCCAGGGAAGCCACCCACACUGCUAGAUAUACACCGAAAUGCAGAAUAAACCUCCACUCAUACAAAUAAUACAAACAGCCCACACACAAUCCCCACAAAUGCAACACCACUAACAAUCCACAUACAUGCACACAAGCCCGCAUGCAGCCUCUCACAUGCAAUAACCCAAACAGCCCUCACACACUACUAAACACACAAUAUGACCUAUCCAUCCACACACAAUUCCACAAGCAGCCCUCAUACACAGCCCACAUUUAUUUAUUUAUUUAUUUAUAAUAUAUAUAUAUAUAUAUAUAUAUAUAUAUAUAUAUAUAUAUAUAUAUAUAUAUAUAUAUAUAUAAAAUAUAUAUAUAUAUAUAUAUAUAAUAUGAAUGAAUUGGAAAACCUAUUCAUUCAUAGAUCUAUACCUCCCAAAAAGUAAGUGUACUAUAUGUAACGGGUUCCAAGACCUUUAAUAAAAAAUGACAUACAUAUUGGAAUUAUACAUAACUGGCUAAAAAAUUUGCCAGAAAGAGUUCCCCUAAGGGAUAUUGGUGAGUGAAAUAAAUAUUCACAAAUACUAACUAGAAUAUAGCCCUAAUGUGAGUUGUAUAAAUUACCUGGUAUAAGGAACGCUGUUAUAGAGAAAAGAGCAGAUAGAAAGUAAUAUCUGUACAAAGUGAACCUUAUCCAGGACUUAGUAUCAAAGUAGAGAAGAAAAGAGGAGGGGGAUAAAGUUAGGGUUAAACAAAAGUAUAACCUGGUAGUAAUAAUAUCCCUAUUCGAAAUGGGACAGCUGCAACUACGUGCAAAAAUGUACUAUCGACAAGAAUAAAUGGGUAAUAUAAGUCUUAGGCUCAUAGCCAAAAGCUGUUUGUUGCCAGGAACAAAAAGAUGCCCCACUUAUAUAUCCUCACUUGCCCUAAGCUGCUAGCUGUCUCCCAAAAUACAGGGAAAAAUAGAUUGACUACCUGCUGCUUCGAGGCAGCCUAAAGACUAUCCCUAUAAUCCCCACUCCUAUCUGUCUAAUAAGACUCUACACCAUCAUAGAGAAAAAUCAAACAAAAGGGAUAUCUAUAUAUAAUCUCUCAUACGCGAUACCAUAAACUACUAAUGAACAUAUACAAUAUAAUAGGUCAUAUACGCACAAAUACAAAGCAAUUACAGUAAAAAUAACACAAGCAAGACUACGGCAGCAUACACACAUCAAUUUAAAAAAAUAGGAUCGGCACGCUACGGGACAUCACAAUCCUAUAUUGGCACAGUGCUACUAAAAGGUUGCCUACCCCUGAGCUAGACUAUUGAUACCUGAAGCUCAUCUGCCAACGUUUUUACUCUUGCAUCAUUCAUAAAACAAAAUGGGGUUAAGAACUGCUUAGCUUAGCUCUCACAGCCGGUCAUUGCCAUCUUAAGGCUUGCAGGUAGUGAAGAAGUGUUAUCAUUAUUUUAGUUGGCAGCAUAGGUCAUGAGAUUUGUGAAAAUUGUGUCCCAGCCUCUAGUUUGACAACCAAAACACUGCUUGCACCAUAACAAUCUGCUUAGAGUGCCUCUUUUUAAAACUGUUUGCAUUUAUCAACAUAGAAUGUGAUGGCAGAUAAGAACCAUUUGGCCCAUCAAGUCUGCCCAAUUUUCUAAAGACUUUCAUUAGUCCCUAGCCUUAUCUUAUAGUUAGGAUAGCCUAUCCCACGCAUGCUUAAACUCCUUUACUGUGUUAACCUCUACCACUUCAGCUGGAAGGCUAUUCCAUGCAUCCACUACCCUCUCAGUAAAGUAAUACUUCCUGAUAUUAUUUUUAAACCUUUGUCCCUCUAAUUUAAGACUGUCCUCUUGUUGUGGUAGUGUUUUUAAUAUAGUCUCCUCCUUUACUGUGUUGAUGAUUAUUUAUUUAUUUUUAUAUAUAUUUAUUUUAAAUGUUUCUAUCAUAUCCCCCCCCUAUCCUGUCUUUCCUCCAAGCUAUACAUGUUAAGAUCCUUUAACCUUCCCUGGUAAGUUUUAUCCCGCAAUCCAUGAACCAGUUUAGUAGCCCUUCUCUGAACCCUCUCUAAGGUAUCAAUAUCCUUCUGAAGAUACGGUCUCCAGUACUGUGUACAAUACUCCAAGUGAGGUCUCACCAGUGUUCUGUACAAUGGCAUGAGCACUUCCCUCUUUCUACUGCUAAUACCUCUCCCUAUACAACCAAGCAUUCUGCUAGCAUUUCCUGCUGCUCUAUUACAUUGUCUGCCUACCUUUAAGUCAUCAAGGAACCGUUCCAUUCACAUUCAAUGACCACCCAUUCCUAGAAACUUGUGGAGGGAGAGUGACCUCAGCAGAGGAGGAUUGGGAUGAUAUAUCAUUUUUUUUUUUUUUUUGUUGUUUUCCCCCUGCUUGUACUUAUAUCAUGGAUAUCUGUGGGCUGCAUUACAUGUAAGUAGCAUAAUUUUCUCUUGUCUUCUGCCAGACCGUAUACAUGAUCUGUUCUCCUCUGAAGAUUUUACCGAAUUGACAAGACUGGUUCUGGUCAAUGCAAUCUACUUUAAGGGUAACUGGAAAUCCCAAUUUAGACCUGAAAACACCAGAACAUUUUCAUUUACCAAAGAUGACGAAAGUGAGGUACAAGUUCCAAUGAUGUAUCAAAAGGGAGAAUUUUACUAUGGUAAGUGUCUUGAACUCCUAAUGAAACAAGCUGAUUUUUAGUCUUGCAUUUAAAACAAAAAAAAAAAAAACCUGUUUAGUCGUAUCAAUAUUUAUGGUGUCUGCAAUUUUCUAUUAAUUAUGCAUCUGGUAUCCUAUAAUAAACUUGCAUUUCCAUAUUAUCUGCCUCAUAAAAUCCCUUAUGUCACUUUGCUGCAAUUCUUCUUUAGUCUCAAUCUACUAGUAAAUGUUCAAAGAUAUAAACCCCAGCUGUAUAUACACAAACUGUAAUGAAGACACAACUUACAUUUUACUGUUUUAUAUUGCAUUUAUUUUUGUGCAUGAUAUAACUUCCUAUCCCGAUCAGUUUAUUACAUGUCUGGCAAUAUUGCUCUAGAAAGAUUUUGAGGCCACAACUCUUUCAGUACGACAAUUUUUAUUUCAAUUAUUGCCCCAUUAAUACCCAAAUUAGCGGGUUGCUUGGAUGUAUCACAUGUUUGCUCCCAACAGUUGCCUCUGAAAGGAGAAGAGGUGCAAACCAUGCACCAGUAUUGGAUAAAAUCCAUUCAGAAGGGCAAUCCAUCAAUGAAACAACUCAAUAUAAAACAAAGAUUUCACUAUAAUUUCAAAUGGUCUACACCAGUGGUUCCCAAACCAGUCCUCAUGGCCCACCAACAGUCCAGGAUUUAUGUAUUUCCCUGUUUUAUUCCAAUGGAGAUACUAACAAAACCUGGACUGUUGGUGGGUAUUGAGGACUGGUUUGGGAAACCCUGGUCUGCACAACAGGUAUUUAAAUAUGAUAAGCACUCAGUGGUUUAAAUGGCUAUCAUACUGCUUUUGUCACUAGCUAUUAAUUUUAUAGUUUUUAAAUUUAUUUAUAGAUUUUUAUUUGUGGGGGAAAAAAGGAAAGUUCUAAUUUUUCUGGACAAUUUCGAUAAUCAUGACUAUUUAAAAUUUUAACAAUUUAGUGGAAAUAUGCAUAAAGAAUAAUACCAUUAUUAUUAACAAUACUACACAAGACCAUAUGUAUUCCUAACAUGUUAACAUUCAUACUCAAGUGUCCAGGGUAGUAGGAUGUUAAAUUUGAUUUGACAUUUGUUAUUUAUAUCUAUGUUUUGAGAUUUAGAGGUGGAUCAUGAUCUGAAUUUGACGUUCGAAUUAUGUUGCCAAAAAAUUUGUCCAAGGUUCCCAGUAUUUUUCCACUGAAUCAUUUAUUAUGAAGAAACUGCGUUCCAUUUUAUAUUGGUAUGAAAUUUGCUCGCUUAUUUCUGUCCAUUUUAAAUCUGUAAUUUUCCAAUUAAGUGCUAAUAUUUUAGCUGCAACUAGAAUGUGUUUUUUUAAAAAUUUUUUUUUUUUUUUUUGUACAUUCCCACCAUAUGUGAGCAAUGGUAUCCUUUUCUAGAUGGCAUAUCUAACCCCUGUCUGAGUUAAUUCUAGAAAUUUUGAGACGUGCUUGAGUAAGAUACCGCUUGUAUAUUAACCUGUAGUGCAGUUCUAUUAUAGAGAUACAGAGGAUCGUACAUGAAACUCGAGAAAUGUUUUUUAACCAGGCCUCAAUUCAUAUUCCCAUAUAGAAAAUUGGUAUAGGUUUGAUUAUUUUAUUUUUCCCGAUGUAAAGCAAUUAGAAUUUAAAAGGGUUAAUAUUUUAGAUAGUGUGUCUUCCUAAUCGGUUCCAAAUUUUUCGACUAAGUUAAAAAAAAUUAAUCUAUACGGGAGUAUGAUUCAUGUACCGCUGAAAAGAAUCAUAUAGAGAGUUUGAUAUUAAAAAAAAAUUCAAGAAAUCUUUUAUUAUAGGGUCUAUUGGUAUAAAUUUCAGAAUGAUCUUUACUUUGAUUUUUGUCCAUCUUGGAAUUGACCACUGUGUUAAAGUCUCCUCCUAUCAUUAACCUACCAAAUCUCAUCGGUUCUAUUUUGUUAUAUAAAUUGGAUAAGAAUUUUGAAGGAGUCUGGUUUGGAGCAUAAAUAUUUACCAAAGAAUAUUCUAUAUCAUUUUAAUUUUAUUAUGAGAAUUUGGGAACCAUCAUUUUCAUCUAGAAUCUGAUGUAUCCUAACUUUAUUCCUUUUUUUUUUUUUUGAGAUAUCAUAAACAUGUAUUGAAGGAAUAACCGGGCUAAUUGAGUCCAGGGGACCUUUGGACAGUUUAAGUCUCUAAUGCGCAACAUUGUAAUUUUUUCAGCUAGAUAGCCAAAAUUACUUCAUGGGUCAUGCACAUACACAUUUUUAUAGCGAUUGCCAUAUUCUCUUUUGAAAUCCGUAAAUACCAAAAGAAAUCUUAAGAUGAAGCUCUACUUCCAGAUAAUGUGUAGCCAUAGAAUUUACUUCCUUGUUUUCAAUUCUUUUGCAAUUGUAAAUUUACAAAAAGUGGGAGUAUUGUUAAGAUGAUAAGAUGCAAAAUGUGGUUUCACAGUUUAAAAACCACAUGGGAUGGAUGUGGGUGAGACGCUGGGGGUAAUUCACUAAAGCCUCAUAGUAAAAAUGAGGCAAUGUUGGGACUAGCGGAGUUAGUGCUUUUUUCCAGAUGCGUUAUAGAUGCCUCCAUUUUAGCAUUCAGAUUUUUAGGAAAUAGCCCUGUCAAUUUCUAGGGCUUUUGGCAGAGGCUCAGUCUUUUAUAAUUCAAAAUGUGUCAGGAAAAAUCGACUGUCAUUGUGGAUAAGUAGAUUAGGCUACUGCUUUAGUCACUGGGACUAAGCAGAGUAGACUUUUUUUUUUUUUUUUGACCUCUCAGAGGAAUGGUGGUCCCAUCACCAAGCUGAUUAUUUAUAAAACGCCUACAAAUAGGUGGACUAACAGGCAUCAUUUGUAACAAGAUGAGUUGGAUGAAUGUGUAGAGGGCGCUGUUCAAGCAAGUUUACAUAUGAAUAUUAAUAACCGUAACUCGAAAAAAGAUAGUGAUUACCCACCAUGCCUCAACAGGGAGAGGGUAUCUCGGAAUCUCACCUCCUGUAUAGGGAAUUUCACCUAAACUGUGCUCCCUGAGAGGGGGGUAACCCUUGAAUGACAUGAUAGGAGAAAUUCCCAGUACACUCCACUGAUAGAGCGUAAACGGAGGGAGCACAGUGAGGUACGGAAGUAGCUAAAAAGAACCUUAACUUUUAUUAGAAUUUUAUACACAAAAUGGACCAGAAAUAGCUCAAUAUUUAGUGAUCAUCUAAUUGUGCCUACAGAUAGAGCAGGAAGGUGGGAUAAAACAGAUGAAUUAGCUGCUAUAUAGAAUGCCACCUCUGGGCAGGUAGGUAUCACAAUGGGGUCAAUAUAAAAUUCCCCCUCUAUAUUAUCCAACCUAAUAGCAAUUGGAGCGAGUGCAUCAAUAGGUAAAUCCACAGAUCGUUAUGAUACUCUGGUAAGUCUCAACCAAAUGAAAAGACUCUUCUGCCAAAAGAACCCUCAGAAAGAAAAAUGAAGAGGGUAAAGGAACCCUGAGCAUGCUGAGGGAUGGCUAAGGGUACACCUAUUCUAGACUGUGUGUCCAAGCUCAACACACCGUCAAUGAAAGGUUUUGAGAUCCAAAGAGUCAAAAAAACUAUGAAUUAUUAGCCCUAUUUACCUCGGCACCACACAAGGCUAGUUCCUACCUGCACCAAAAAUCAUCAAAGGACCAGUAUAGGCACUCCGCUCAAUGAAGUGGUCUGGGUGCCAGGUCCCUCUAGUUUUAACCCUGCAGCUGUGUUUACUGAGGGUUAAUCCAGCCUCUAGUGGCUGUCUAACAGCCGCUAGAGGCACUUCCGCGAUUAUCACAGUGAGAAGAUGCUGGAUGUCCAUAGGAAAGCAUUGAGUAAUGCUUUCCUAUGGGCGGUUUGAAUGUGCGUGCGCGGCUCUUACCGCGCAUUCAGAUCUGACAUCGGGGGUGGAGAGUGGCUGGCUGAAGGGGUUUUAACUCCUUCAGCCCAGCAGGAGGGGGGCCCUGAGGGUGGGGGGGGCCCUAAUAACCCUAUAGUCCCAGGAAAGCAAGUUUGUUUUUCCUGGCACUAUAGUGGUCAUUUAAAGACUGCAAAAAAAAUGCUAAACUAAAAUACUAUCUGUAUACUUACAGUGUGGGGCGGUUGUAGGCUACUAGAAUAGUUUACAAUGAUGGGUGUUUCCCCCCAAAGCCCCUAGUUGCUAAUAAAUUACAGCCUAGGGCUUGGUGCACCCUGUGAGCCUCAGGUGGGCACUUAAAGUAAAAUAAUGGGGUGAACAGGUUAGUAUCCACUCCCACCUGUGGCCAGCAGGUGGACGCUCUAUUAAAUAAAAAGUUAAUGGGGGUAAAGAAUAUCCUAGUGUCCACAGCCCCUACUAAUAGGUGAUGGGUGGGUGGCUAUUAAUGAAGUAGACGACAGGGUUGACCUAGUAUCCUCCCUAGUACUUGCCGAUCGGCAGUGGGUGUAUGCUCUUUGAAAAAUAUAUAAGGGGGAUGGACAUACCGUUUUUAUCCCACCAAAAUGCUUUUGGUUGGGGGUGAAGGGGGUAUUAUUGAGAAUAGAGUGGUGAAUAUAACAUUUUAGUAUGUGCAGCCAAUUCCCAUGCAAGUGUCGAGACCUUAGGCUUGCCUUUCAGAGCACUCUGGUUUGAUUUACAAGCCAACCUACUGACUGGACUUGCAAAGCAUUGGAAAGCCUUACAAAGGCAAUCACUGUAAUCAAAUUAGCGACUGGUCAGCUAGCAGCUUCUGCCCGCUUACUGUUUAUUAGACCUCCUCUUAACCCCCACUGGCAUCUGGGGGCAUAAGUGAGGUGUUAAACUUCUGUUCUAUUAAUGUAAAAAUGAUAAAAUUUGUAUCUUGUAGUACCUUUUUAUUGGACUAACAGAAUUUUUGUUUUGUUUGUCUUUUAAGGGUAGGGGGGUGUAAAAUAGCAAUUUGCCAAUUGACUGCCAUGCUGUCAGCAGGCAAAUGGCAACCUGCCCACCCUAACCUAAACUAAACAACAAGCGAAGACAAGUAUUUUGGGAUGAUGUAGAGUGGGUAAGUUCUUGUAUUAUUACACAUGGCACUCCUUAUUUAGCGUCUCUUGAUUCUGCAUUUUGUAUAGGGCGGUUCAGUGCACAUUCAUGAUUUAAAGGAGUUGUGGUUCAGACAAUAUUCUACUUUUAUCAAUCAUUUUGUUUGUGGGACAAUCAAAGCUACAUUGUACUAUGAUCUGACCGUAUUUAAACCCCUUACUUUCCAGAUCAUUAUUGUAUAUUUGUAAAUUGCUAUAUGCUAACGUAUUCCAUUGUUUCUGUAGCAAUCUCCUAAUGUAUUUUUCCUUAGGGGAGUUCACUGAUGGAUCUAAUGAGGCAGGAGGAGUUUAUCAAGUCUUGGAAAUCCCAUAUGAAGGAGAUGAAAUCAGUCUUAUGCUCAUGCUGUCAAGGCAAGAGGUACCACUGGCCACCCUGGAGCCUUUGGUCAAAACAUCUCUGAUAGAAGAAUGGGCUAAUUCUGUGAAAAAGCAAAAAGUGGAAGUUUUCUUGCCAAGGUAUGUUCAACAUAUUGUGACAGGUGAGCUAACUCUCAUGUUCCAAAACGAUCAUUUUUAUAUAUAAUAUAAUAUAUUUUUUUUUAAUUGAUUUAUACACUGUCAUUCAAUAACGAGCACUGAAUGCCUCCCUUUUCUGUAUUUCCGUUUUUUCUGCAGAUGGGUGCUUCGGCCCACCUUGGUUGUUAAAUCAUUGUUUGUUUUAUGAUAGAGAGAUAUAGAUCAACUUUUUUCUAAGGUCUAUCUUGUGAUAUAAAGAAGGGGGUAAAUGAAUAGACAUACAUCUUAUCUAUUUAUAUCGCUAUCUAUCGCAGUCUUUCAGUAUAAAGAUUACCGAAACCAUGUUAAUUGUAACGCUUUGCUGCAUUUUUGCAUUGGAGCUAAAUAAUGAUCACUACACAUUAGACCGCAAAGGAUAUUUUGUACCCAACUAACUGGAGACUCUGUGGAAUGACCGCUGUGCUUAGCAGAGAUUUUUAAGAAAGAACAGUCCGAACGCACAGUAUAGUUUUGGCAGCCUUUCUCCUACAGAUUGCUUCCCAGCAGACUCCUCCUCUGUAAAUUGUUUAAGCAGUCAAUGACAGAUGUUUCUGCUGUUGACAGUUUAGUGACUGCAUAAAGCACCACUGUAGUUUCUCUUUUAGUUCUAGAAAAGUCCUAAUAAUUCUUUAAUCUCUGUUCAGUGGAAUGUAAGCAAAAUAAAGAUUUGUUGUAUUGAAAAUAUUGCACUUUGCUGGACCUUAACCCCUUAAGGAUGGAGCCAAAUGUACAAGUUGUGAUCAAAACAAAAUGUAAACCAACCACAGAAUUUGACUCUGUUCAACUAUAAUUUACCUCUUUCAUGUUAAAUGCACCCACACUUAUUAUAUAUCAGUUUGUUCAGGGGAAACAGGGCUUUCAUUCCAUAUCAAACAUUCAUAUAUAGAACUCCAUUUUAUAUAAAUAACAUCUAAAAAAAGUUUAAGAAAUGUUGAUAUUUUUCAAUUUCUGCAUGUCAAUUUAACUGAUAAUUUCACAAUACUGUUUGGUUUUACUGCAAUAAAACAUACAUAAUUGUAUUCAGAAAUGUCUCAUAAGUAAAACCAGUAACCCCCAUGUAUAGGUUUUAUGGUGUUUUGGAAAGUUACAGGGUCAAAUAUACGUCUUGUCUAUUUAUUUUUUACAUCGAAAUUUCACAGAUUGCUUUGCUGGGCCUAGGUAGCCUUUGAGACUGUAUGGCAGCCAAGAAAUGUAAGUUACCCCAUCAAGGCAUAACAUUUGAAAAAGUAGACAUCCCAGGGUAUUCAAAAUGGGGUAUGCCCAGUCUUUUGUAGUAGCCACUUGGGCAUAAACGCUAGCCAAAGUUAGUGUUCGUUUUGUUUUUUGUUGCUUUUUAUUUUUAUUUUAUUUUUUAUUUUUUUGCAUUUUCCACAUACAGACUGUACUUUUACUGAUAUUAUUUUCAGUAUAUAGUUUACUGCCCUGAAACACUCCUAGUUCAGUGAUGUCUCAUGAGCGCCACAGUACCCCCCCAUGUAUAGGUUUUAUGGGGGUUUUGGAUAGUUACAGGGUGAAAUAUACGCUUGUCCAUUUUUGGUUUUACACAUUCAAAAUUGGCAAAGAUUUUUCUGGACAUAUCUUGCCUUUGAGAGAGCAUGGCAGCCUGGGUAAUAACAUUUACACUAUUAUGGCAUACCAUUUUCAAAAGUAGGCAACCCAGAGUAUUUCAAAUGGUGUAUUUUAAGAUGUUUGAUCUAACCACUUUAUCAGAAAAGAAGGGCCCACAUAGCGGUAAUAGUUUUUUGUGCUUUUUUUCCCACACAUGAACUUUCUUUUCACAGGACAUUUCCUAUUCCUGGUAUGAGUGAGUUAUUGCAACAAAGCCUCACAAAUUUUUAUUUUUUUUUUAAACAUUGCCUCCUGAAUAUAACAGUACCCCCAUGUACCGGAUUUUCUGUUUUUUGGGGGGGAAGUCACAGGGACAAAUAUAUUAGAUGUCCAUUUCAAAGUUGGAAAUUUGACAAAGUGAUUUGCUGGGCCUGUGUGGCUAUUUAGAGAGCAUGGCAGCCUGGGUAAUAACAUUUCCACCAUUAUGGCAUACCAUUUUCAAAAGUAGGAAACCCAGAGUACAACAAAUGGCAGACCUUGAGAUGUUUGGUUUAGCCAUUUUAACAGAAAUGAUGGGCCCAUGUAGCAAUUUCUACUUUUAUUUUUGUCUUUUUAAUCACAUAAAUUGCAUUUUCACUAGAAAUGUCAUAAUCCUGGUAUUAGUGCACUAAAACCUCAGUAUUUUGAUUUAACACUGUCUUCUGAAUAUAACGAUACCUACAUGUACAAUGUUUCCAGGUUUUUAGUAUAUCACAGGAAUAGUACAGUACCCCCACAUACACUUUGAUCUGAAGGCAGAGAGAGGCAGAUAGAUCUUUGACUCAGAUACUGUAGCAUUAACCCUGUGAUUAGUUUUUUGCUUUUUUUGUGAAGGCACAUUUCAAGUACUACAAAUGUAGUAUUUUGAGUUGUUUGGUGUAGCCACUUUAGAAUGGCUAGCAUAAACAGGGACAGGCCAAGGUCAGGGGAAUCCAGAAGUCAGAGUAGUCGGUAAAACAAGCCAAUGGGUCGGUACAGGCAGCUAACGAAGCGUAGUCAGGACAAGCCGAGGUCAGGGAAUCCAGGGAAAUCAAGCAAACAAACUGCCAAAGUACCAUACAGAGUGAUUUAGUAGUUCAGCUAUGUAUGGUAGACUUUGAAACAGUCUGUUAUGCAGAGGGCAGGUAGGGAUGGACAGGAGGGGCAAUAAUAACUGGAGUCCUUUCAGACUCCUCUUUUGUAGCAAACACGGCAUUUUCGUUGGGGUGACCUUUUACAGGGUGUGGGGGGGGGGGGAUUCGGGAAGGGAAAUGAUUGCUGAAAAGUUGUUGGACAUCUUCUGAUUCCAAAGGAGGGUUAGGAUUUGGGGUCUGGGCAAAUAUAAUUUGGACCAUAAACUCUAGAAAUGGGCAUGGUCUACCUAUGGCUUCCUUUUUAUAAAGCACAUAGGCAUUGAAAAUUGCAAUCUGGGUUAUGUAGAUUGCAAUUUUCUUGUACCAGGUCCUACUCUUCCGGUUCACCAGAUAGGGCUGUAUGCACUGAUAAGCCAAGUCUACUCCCCCCAUAAACUUGCUGUAGUCUACAAUCCACUUCGACUUCUCCAGCUGCUCCGUUCCAUCUCUCAGACACUGGCACUGAAGUUUUGUCGUGCAUUGUAGACAUGUACACAUCUUUCCUGUCGGUGAAGCGAAGGGCAAGCAACUCAUUCUGGCGGAGCGUUGAAAGGGAGCCUCUACUGCGUCUACCUCUUGCCAGGGUUUGGGGGAAACCUCUACGAUUCUUACGCACUGUGCCACAGGCUACAGUCUCAAAGCAAAAUAGUUUUAAAUAACGCUAUGCUUGUGUAAUAGUUGUCAACCCAUAGCCUGUAUCCCUUAUUUAACAAGGGAAGGAUUAGGUCCCAUACUAUCUUGCCACAUUUACCCACAGAAUCAGCACAUCCUGGUGGGUCAAAUGGCUAGCCUUCCCCUGAUAAAUACGAAAUGCCCAUGUAUAUUCAGAUUUGGAUUCACACAGUUUAUAAAACUUUACACCGUAACGGGACCGUUUACAAGGGAUCUACAGCUUAAAAAGUAAUCUACCCUUAAACUUAAUUAAAGGACCACUAUAGUGCCCUGAGGGUGCCCCCACCCUCAGGGUCUCCCGCCCGGCUCUGGAAGGGGGAAAGGGGUUGAAUCUUACCUUUUUCCAGCGCUGGGUGGAGAGCUCUCCUCAUCCGAUCCUCCCCGUCGGCUGAAUGCGCACGCGCGGCAAUAGCUGCGCGCGCAUUCAGCCGGUCACAUAGGAAAGCAUUCAUAAUGCUUUCCUAUGGACGCUGGCGUGCUCUCACUGUGAAAAUUACAGUGAGAAGCACGCAAGCGCCUCUAGUGGCUGUCAAUGAGACAGCCACUAGAGGAAAUAGGGGAAGGCUUAACCCAUUCAUAAACAUAGCAGUUUCUCUGAAACUGCUAUGUUUAUGAAAAAAUGGGUUAACCCUAGCUGGACCUGGCACCCAGACCACUUCAUUAAGCGGAAGCGGUCUGGGUGCCUAGAGUGGUCCUUUAAGGACUCAUCUAUACAAAUAUUUUCUUCAGGGACAUAAUUUUGGGAGAAUUUGUCUGACAGGAGUUCAAUUAGGAGUCGAAUUUUGUACAGCUUGUCAAACAAUGGGUCGUUUCUUGGGGGGCACAGUGUUAUCGUUGAAGUGGAGGAAACGCAGCAGCUGCUCAUAGCGAUCCCUCUUCAUAACCCCAGGGAAAAGAGGGGUAGCCAUUUUUGACAAUGCCCAUAACUAGAGUUAGGGCCCUAAAUUUGCGCAUUUCUGCGAGAUCCGUGGGGUGCCACAUAUUACACCGAUUGUAAUGUGACCCCAGAUUCGCAGUCAGAUAUUGGUUUGCUCAACCAAUAACUGAAAUACUUCCUCUGACUUGAACAAAUCAAAAUAUUUUAGGGGUUCCCAAGCACCCACCAUAACAGUGAUGCCAGGGGUUGCUGUAAAUGGGGGAAUAUCUGGGGCGGUCAGGUUUGGGGGAACCCAGUCUCCAUCUGGCAUUGGGCUUGCUGAGCAUCCCACUUUUGGUGGUGGGGCACCAUCACUAGAGGAGUCAGUCAUAGCCUCAAUGUCAGAGGCAGUAAUAGUGCCACUGUCUUGCAGACUGUCAUUAUCACUGCCUGCCAGAAUGGCGUACACCUCCUCGGCCAAGUAGUGACGUGCCAUUCUAGGGGGGGACCACUCAAAAUUAAUCAAAGAAAAUCUAAGGGGGAAAUUACAAAAUUCCUACCUGCCUAACACCUUACUACCCACCCUCAAAAACCCACAAAAAAUAAAUGUACUGAUCGCAGUUUAGGCUGCUGCGAACAGUACUGAAAGGGUUAAAAAAAAAAAAAAAAACAUUUAAAAAAAUUAUACAAAUGCCGUGAUCUGCAGUUUGGAAGGGAUGGGGGAAACGUGGGUGGGCUUAAACGCUGUGGCGUGCUAUGCUGCCGUAAAGGCGUUUAAGCCCAUUAACGCCAGGACGGCAUAGCACGGCGUUAACUGGUUAAAGGAAGACACGAAAUACCAUAACAAAAUGUAGUGGGUAUGGUGCCAGGAAUAUCCUGGUAUCUCCCCAUUGUGAGUAAUUAAACCAUUUGUAAAGGAAAUGACUUAUUACCUUGAUUCCUCCAGGCACCACUUGAAGCCUCCAUUACAGCUUCCUUUCUAGUUAAAGGAGCAAUGUAGGGUGAGGAACACAAACCUGUAUUCCUGACCCUAUAGUGUUAAAACCACCAUCUAGCCACCUUGGUCCCCUCAUGCCUCCAUAAAUAUAGUAAAAUCUUACCUGAAUUCAAAUCUGCAGAUGCUUACAUGUCCCUGUUUCCUUUACACCUACUUGCUGACAUCAGCAGAAGUGGUAGCCUGAUCCAAUCACAGUGCUUCCCCAUAUGAUUGGCUGAGACUGACAAAGAGGCAGAUCAGGGGCAGAGCCAGCAUGAUUCAAACACAGCCCUGGCCAAUCCGCAUGUCCUCAUAGAGAUACAUUGAAUCAAUGAAUCUCUAUGAGGAAAGUUCAGUGUCUGCAUGCAGAGGGACGAGAUGCUGAAUAUUUGGAUGCAUUUUAGGCAGCCAUAACCCAGGAAGGAUCUCUAACAGCUAUCUGAGGAGUGGCCAUUGAAGUUAUCACUAGGCUGUAAUGUAAACACUGCAUUUUCUCUGAAAAGACAGUACUUACAGCAAAAAGCCUGAAGGUAAUGAUUCUACUCACCAGAACAAACCCAAUAAGCUGUAGUUGUUCUGGUUACUAUAUUGUCCCUUUAAAAGCUCUCCCUGAGCCAAAAUUUAUGUUUUAUUACUUUAGUACAUUAAACAAAUUAUAUGUGCUCAAUGACUGUAACAUACACAGAAAUAAAACCAAAAGGUACAAGGGAGUUUGACCUCUAGAAAAUCAGUUUGGAUGCUCAAGAAAAAUGUCCUCAAACUCCAGUUACAAUGGAUCACAUCAGUGUUUACUAAAACUUUUCAAGCUGUAGCUUUCUUGUAGCAACGUCACACUGUUGUAGUGGUUAUGGUGCCAUGAAUGCUCUGACAUAGUUCCAGUGUUAUUUUAUCAAACCAUUUCUCGUACGGUUUGUGUUAUCUGGCUCCCCCAGGUGCCUGCGCUUAAUCGGUAUUCUCCUGCAGAAGAAACUGGAUGUCUGAUAGAUAUGAUACAGGACUGCUCUCUUUGGUUGAUAGAAUUCAGCUGACACUAACUAGGCUUUCCUUCUGUGGCUGUGGUUGCCCAAUCCAACUCUAGUAAGUUGACAAACUGUACUAAAUGGGUUUGACAACUUACUGUGGUAUGGCAACAAGGCACUCCUGUCAGUAUGACUGCAAUUAGCUGUUGUGGUUAUGAUGUGUGACAGCAGAGGUACUCUGUCAGAGUACGGGAGCUCUAUGUCCACUUCCUCGCUGCCACGGGGACUCAGGAGAACUUCAGACUCAGCCGCUAAAGCUUGACUGGGGUCUCUCAAGAACUCGAUCACCCGACUAAGCUGCAGCUCUCUUCUUCCAGGCAGCUAUUGUCCCCUCUACAUUUGCUUCUUCUAUUCUUUUCCCAGGCACUUAUCCGUACCUCUGCCUACACUGUGACCAGCUACUGCCUUUACAAAGGCACUUGCGACUCUCUGGCCUAGCUCUCUUUAACUGAUCCAGGUCCGAAGAUUCUGUUACUAGGUUCUUGGAAUAACAAACCAGGACACACCAUUCCAGAUGGAACGAAAACCGUUUUAUAUUUACUCUGGACUAGCCCAUAUGCACAUUACACUAAACUUGCUGUGACAACUUCAGUUUAAUACAAAUAACCAAAUCAUAUAGGAAACCUACAUGAACUCAUAACACGAUAACCUACUUCUAAAAGUAUCUCCCCAGCCUGCAGAAACCUGAAUAUGCAGGUUACGGAGUCUUGCUAUUCAGGUAGUGCACAUAAGCGUACCAACAGAUGGCGCUGUACAGGCUCCACAGCCAAAUCCACCUGGUUGGUAGCAAGCAUCAGCAGGGCCAGAGAGCAUACAAAACCUGUAACACUAAACAAUUACACUACACACACCUUGCACCUAGAAUGGGCACAAGGUAACUAAAACAUAAGAAUUGUCCAGGGACCUACAUAAAGUCUGUCUUAAGCUCCUGUUGGGGGUGAAUACCGUGAUGCUUGGCGUUUUCCUCUGCAAAAUUUACCGUGUAACAAUAUCUCUAAUAUUGGGGACUGUAGCCUUGAGCUCAUCUCCAAAAAACCCUGUUAUACCAAAGAUGGAAUACUUGCUAAAGAUGUCAUUCCAUUUGCUUUGAACAUUACAGGAUCUUGAUUGUUUGGUGGGAUUCUUUGUCCAUUUUAUGUACAAUCUAAAUGUCCUAGAUUUAAAAAAAAUAACAUAAAUAUAUUUUAAUUGCUAUAAAAUAAACCCUUUGGUUGUGCACAUUUUCAUCUUUGCAAACUGCUGGAUACUGAUCAUAUGACUGCAGUCAAAUUGAGAAUCAUAAAGCCGAUAACUAUCCCACAAGAAUGCAAUUUCAAUGUCGUCCUAUAAACCAGCAGUAUAUUUUAUUUUUAAUUUUUUUUUCAUAAAUUUUUACCGUGUAUAUAUAGCAACUUUAAUAAUCUUGAUGAUCUAUGUUGUAGGCUGCAUAAUUCAUAUUUCAUUUUGAUUAGCAUUUCUCUGCUGAAUUCCAUAUAUAACAAUGUCUGAAUAAAUACAUUUAAAAAGCAAUUCACUGCCUAGUAGUAAAAUUUUUACCUCGCUUUCCUUCAUAUCAUAACGAUCUAGAGGGGUUUGUGCAAUAGAAAUUUUGGAAUUUGAUGUUGUGAUUCUGUAAUUUCCUUAUUUAGAAUCACAAGAUUAACUUCUAUUUUCAAUGGAGCAGGUUUUGAUUGAGAUGCAGAAGCAUCAUCAAAUUUUAUCAUAGCAUUAAAUAAAGUUAUAAAUAUUUAUGGCUACUGACUUCAAGUACGUGCAUAUGAAAUGUAGAGUUUAGAUAAUUUCCACUGAGAAAUGAAAAGCUCUACUGCUAGGGAUAACUCCUGCUUACCUUAAUCCUCUUUGGCCAUGUUCAGAAAGUGGAAGCUUGUUUUUAAGGAGUUAUGUGCUGUGUAACUCUGUAAGUUUUGAAGAAUUGCAUGAAAGUGAAAAUACAUAACUGACUUGUAAAAUCUUCAAACGCAUUUUUACUUGAAAACUAUUUAGAAGAGCGGAUGUGGUGCUCUUGGAGCUAUCGCAUAUAUGGUGGAAAAGUACAAAGCUUUGGAACUUUUGGAAAGGGAUCUCCAAAGGGAUACUUCUCAAACAGAUCCAACUUUAGUUGAAUUUAAACCUGAAUUGGAACUAUUUAAAAAAAAAAAAAAUAAUAAUAAUAAAAUUAAAUAAUAUUUACCCGACACUGCUGGCAAGAUAAACAAAAUCAUAAUAGGUCAUGUCUUGGUUGCCUCAACAACAAUUAUACCAUGCUACUGAAAGUCUACAACUAUUCCAUCUGUUAAAGAAGUUAUAAAUAUAAUACUUAAUAAAAUAUAUGAACAGGCACCAAGACCUUUCGCUAGUCUGUGAUUGAUUGUUUGGAGGUUGGUGAGCAUAGCAGCCAGGGUGUCUCGUGUGGCAUACGAAGUGUGAGCUGGCAGGAUUUGUGAACUACAGCCUGGCCUGGGAAUGUUGGCCUGAGUGGUCAUGAGCCUAUAUACAGUUGCAAGAAAAAGUAUGUGAACACUUUGGAAUGAUAUGGAUUUCUGCACAAAUUGGUCAUAAAAUGUGAUCUGAUCAUCAUCUAAGUCACAACAAUAGACAAUCACAGUCUGCUUAAACUAAUAACACACAAAGAAUGAAAUGUUGCCAUGUUUUUAUUGAACACACCAUGUAAACAUUCACAGUGCAGGUGGAAAAAGUAUGUGAACCCUUGGAUUUAAUAACUGGUUGAACCUCCUUUGGCAGCAAUAACUUCAACCAAAUGUUUUCUGUAGUUGCAGAUCAGACAUGCACAACGGUCAGGAGUAAUUCUUGACCAUUCCUCUUUACAGAACUUUUUCUUUUCAGUUCAGCAAUAUUCUUGGGAUGUCUGGUGUGAAUCGCUUUCUUGAGGUCAUGCCACAGCAUCUCAAUCGGGUUGAGGUCAGGGUUCCAAGGGUUCAUACUUUUUCCACCUGCACUGUGAAUGUUUACAUGGUGUGUUCAAUAAAAACACGGUAACAUUUCAUUCUUUGUGUGUUGUUAGUUUAAGCAGACUGUGAUUGUCCAUUGUUGUGACUUAGAUGAUGAUCAGAUCACAUUUUAUGAUCAAUUUGUGCAGAAAUCCAUAUCAUUCUAAAGGGUUCACAUACUUUUUCUUGCAACUGUAGUUCGGCCUUUCUGGCCAUGGCAGGAAAGGGGAUACCCCUGCUUCUGAGCUCCGCUCAGAUUUUUGGAAUGGUCCAGUAUCUCAGGGACCUGUGGGUAAAAGGGGUGAGGGAUUUUCCCUGACACCCAGGCCUGAUUGGCACGCGGCAAUGUUGCCCAAUGGUAGAUUGGUGAUCUGCUUUUGUGACAUCUGAAAGAGAAUAAUGAUUUGAAUGAGUAGGGUGAAGAGGAGGUAAAGGUGAGACCUCCGGAGAACUGGCCUGUUGGUCUAGGUAAACUUUUCGCCUCUGCACUAGCUAAGUGACAGGUGAGGUCCUCCUAGUGCCAAGUGGCGGAGAGAGGGUCUACCUAUGAUUUGGCCCGAGGGGAUUUUGUGGCCACAUGCACGUGGUGGCAGGGUGUAGGCCUCUCGGUGACCGUAAAGAGUCAAAACGUGUGGCCGUGACUUGGGAAGCCCUGGCUAUAGCCCAAAAGAAGGGCGAGCAAGGUGGCUAACUAUGAUUUGGUCAUGGGCCGAACCUCCGUGUAUGAGGUGGGUGUGUAGACCUCGCGGGACCGGGUAUUAAUUAGACUGCUAAGGCCAGAACCCUAACCCUAGGAGCCAGUUCUCUCGUAGUGAUGUGUAUGUAAAUACUAACCUUGAGUAUAAGUCCUGUUUGUUCAGACAAAGCACAGGUAGACUUCGAUAUGGCUAUAAAUUAGCUUCUGCAGGAAACUGGCUCGAUCCAGAACGUAAGGGAAAAGGAGAUGAUAGUGGGCCUGAGGCGUGCCAAGUGUAAAAUGUUUAAUGUAUGGGUAGGUGUGUACCAGAGAUACUGUAACGUAACCAUGACCAGGAAAUAGUAUAUUUUAAGGAACAGAUUAGUCGUAUUACUGGUUUGAAAUGAGCCUAGGAAACAGGGGGGGUUACUGCUGAGUGACCCAGUGUUCUAAAAAAGGGGUUAAAAGGCCAGCUGUUCCUUUAAGAGGGUUACCCUUGUGUGGCAACCGCAGAGUGCUGGAAAUUAGUUCAUAAUUAAAUGUAACGGUGGGUCAGGAAAUGGUGCCUCACGGCCUUUGAUAUAUCCAGGGGUAAAAAAAACAGAGUAUACACUUAAAUAUAAAAAGGAAAGUCAUGUAUAGUUUCAUACUGGGGUAUAUGCAUAACAUAUAGGCAAUACCUGCUUAUCCCUCCCGCGUUCGGCUAAACGAACAAGAGCGGUAUUUAACAUAUGAAUCAACUGCAACCUGUACGAGUAAAUAACGCGCAUUAAAGCCGUUCGUAAGCAGCCUAACCGCCAAACGUAGGGUAAGUAUAAGCGAUCGGUAUAGUAAUAUUUUAUACAAAGGAGGAUAAACGGGGAGUCUGAUCUUCUGCGUUCGUGCGUCUAGCAGCUAAAUGAACGACGUAAGGAACAAAAUGGAUAAUAGGGAGCCUAUCCCCACGUUUUAAGGCCCGAACGUGGGAAAUAGCCGAACGCCAUCUCCCACGUUUGUGCUUACGUGUAGGUGCCGGUAUCGUGACCGGAAGCCGGAAAACGAGUAAUGAAGGCAGUUUAGAAGCCGGUGAAGGAGCCCGGAGGUCGGUGACGGGAGCUGUAAAUGAGGGACUGGGUACUAGAGGCAGGAUUUGGCAGCAACCUUGACCGGAAGUGCAGGUAACUAAGGAGACAAACGGCUUGCAAGACAAAGGUAAGUAGGGGGGUAGGGUUUAUAUAGGUUCAUUACUCCUCCCACAAAUUCAGGCCAAAUGGCCUUUCAACAUAUAUAAUGUAUAUAUGUGGUGUGUUUUUUUGUUUUUUUGUUUUUUUUUUGUUUUUUUUUUAAACCUGUCUGUGACUUCACCUUAAAAUAGUUUGUGUUCUUUGACAAAGCUGGUAAGACCAUUAAUAAUGUAUUUCUAACCUCUAUUGAAUUAUAGAUUCAAAGUGGAAGAAGUAGUUAAUCUAAAGGACACCUUGCAGCGGCUUGGUAUCAAGGAGAUAUUCAGUGAUCAAGCUGACCUCUCUGCAAUAUCUGGUAAGGUGCUGCUACCCUGUACAUCUGCCCAAACUUAGAAAGACUUCUACACUUCUGAACACGACUUCCACAUGCCAUAAAGUAUGUAAUAUUCGAAGUUAACACCUUCAGGGCAAAGGUAGGGAAAUCUAUUGUGACAUUUCUUACAUAUUGUUGGUCCUGAAAGGGUUAUAUGACUUUGUAGUCAGAGCAGAUGUAUAAAGCAAGAUGUCUUGCACAAGAACGGACCCAUAUUUAUUUAUUUAUAAAAUAUUUUACCAGGAAAGAUACAUUAAGACUUCUCUCGUUUUCAAGUAUGUCCUGGGUCCACAAAUCAUUGCAUUGUUACAUUAGGGUAUAAUAAAAUACAAAAACAAUAUUAAUACACAAUAAAUACAAAAUUUAACAUAGAACGGGUAGGAAAUAUAUAAUCAACCAUGACAGGUGCAUUCUGUUUUGAGGUAUGUAGAGAAGGAUCUCUUAAAGGACUUUAGGCUUAGGGAAGAUUUUAAAGUGUGUGGGAGGUCGUUCCACAAUUGUGGUGCUCUGUAGGAGGAGGAUCGGGCUGCUUUAUUUAUUUUUUUUUUAUUUUUUUUUUUUUAAUUGUUUUGUAUUGAGGUAGACUAAAGUACUGGUUCUGGAUCGGAGGUUAUAGGAAGUGGGAACAGCUGAGGAAAGCAUUUUGUUUCCCAGAAAAGCACUUAAACACAAGGCUGGAAAGAUGAAGGGUGCGUCUGGAUUCCAGCGACAGCCAGUUUAGUUCUUUUAGCAUGUCACAAUGAUGGGUCCUGUAAUUACAUUGUAGCACAAAUCGUCAGAACGAGUUAUACAAUGUAUUGAGUUUAUUAAUGUGAGAUUGCGGUGCAGAUGCAUAUACUACAUCCCCAUAAUCAAUGAUUGGCAUCAGCAUUUGCAGUACAAUCUUUUCCUUUACUGUAGGGCUUAGGCAGGAUUUGUUUCUGUACAGGGCACCUAGUUUUGCAUAACGUUUAGAUGCAAAUAUUUCUAUGUGGAGGCAAAAAGAUUGAUUGGGGUCUAACAACAUACCCAAGUAUUUGAAAGAGUGGAUUGCGGUCAGUGUGCCAUUUGAAUUUGUUUUGAUGGAUAGGUGGGGAUUGUGUAAUUUGUGUAAUUUAGGUACUGUUCCAAAGAUCAUUGUGACAGUUUUGUCAGUGUGUUCAGGAAGAGUUUGUUUUUUGCAAUCCACUUUUCUACUUCUGUAAACUCGUUUUGGAGCACAGCCUCAAGCUGCGGUAGAUUGGAUUUGCUCGCAUAGAUUACUGUGUCAUCUGCAUACAUGUGUACAUUUGAGGAUUUGCAGAUCAUUUAUAAAUAAUGUAAAUAGUAGGGAGCUGAGAAUGGAAGCUUGGGGAACACCACACGUGACAUGGUAGACAGCGUUUUACCUAGACAAAUGGAUUUUGCCUGGCUACCACUGAGACAUGCACCUUUUAUGCCUACAAAUAAACAAACAAAAAAAGCAGGCAGGCAGAUUCCAGUGGAGACUUCUCCCCUUUUACUUUUAUGCACCACUUUUUAGAACAGACCACUUUGAUAUAUCUAUAUUAGGAGUCAAUUUAUUGUAGACAGAUCUACAACAACAAAAAAAAUAUGUGUGUGUGUGUGUGUGUGUGUGUGUGUGUGUGUAUAUAUGUGUGUGUAUAUAUAUAUAUAUAUAUAUAUAUAUAUAUAUAUAUAUAUAUAUAUAUAUAUAUAUAUAUAUAUAUAUAUAUAAAUAUAUGGUCCAAUGAAUUUCUGGAUAUCUUCAGGGCCACGAUCUGUGGGGGAAAAAAAUAAAUAAAUAAAAAAAACUCUGGUAUUGCAAUGAACCAUAAGACAAUUUAUUAAAGCCUAAUACCCUCCCCUCUUUUCUGUGAGUGCAACAAUUCUAGCGCUAUUUUAUUCAUACUUAGCUAUGUGUUGCUAAUCAUUUUGUACACAGGUGUGUAAUAUAUCUCAAUAUUCAAACCAUAGUUGCAGGUUCUUUCUUUGCCCUGUUAAUAAAAUAUACAAACAUGUAUUUGUAAAUGUACAAUGCCAAAAUACUCCAUAGCACUGUUAAAUGGAUGCCCAAAAUCUGCAAGUAGUUAAUGGCAAAAAUGUAGGCAUAUCUGGGGGGAAAAAUAGGUCAUGCAUUUACACAGUCUUCUCUACCCAUUUCAAAAUGUGGUAUUAUUGUUCUUAAACAAAAACACUCAUGAUUGGGAUUGAUAAACAUGUGUUUAAGGCUUUCUAUAGAUAAUGUUAUAACUGCAAACUAAAUGAAAAGGCAACUAUUAUUGUGAAUUCCCCACUCUUGCUGUUUUUUUUGCAAUGGAUCUUAAUUGCUUCCUAAAUAUUAGAACCAGACUGGAGCCAAGAAUCUCCCAGCCAAUUGCCGGUCUCUAAUGGAAUCCUACAGGGAUUUUCAUGGUGUGAACAAAUAAAUCAACAUUGAAAAGCAUCAUGUUUAUCAUGUAGAUUCAUUGCAUGAAAAGAAAUGGCUCUCUUGUAACUGAAUUGAGGCUAGUAGGAACUGCCAAUAACUCCUGUCCGUGUUAUUCGAAGAGUUAUUUCAGUUUAUGGGCAUGCUAGGUUCCAUUUAGAAUGCUGACUUGGAGUAGAGAUGGAUGUUAGGGUUUUUAUUUAUUUUAUUUUUAUUCCUUUCCUUUUUUUUUUCUGCUCUUAACUGUGAUGCAUGUUGGAAAUAGAAUUUGUGUUCAGUAUUCCCUUUGAGAUAACCCUAGUUACUCUAAUAAGACUAAUUUGUACAUAUCAACACAGUUCCUGCAACAAGUUGGAAUAUGGUCUGUUGGCCUGUUACUCUCUUAGUAAAGUGUGCUACCUGAAAAGAUUUUUAACAUUGGUUAUAAUAAUCUUGUCCUAGAGUGAAUGUGUUAAAAUGCCUGUUUAUUUACUUUUCCAGAAGACCAAGAACUUUAUGUUGGGAAAGCCGUUCACAAAGCGUACCUUGAGGUUAAUGAAGAAGGUUCUGAAGCUGCUGCUGCCACAGGUAUUAAUACAAUAAACUCAAAGUAACGUUCAAUCGUUCAUGUAUUUGUAUAUAACAUGUUUGUGUUUAGCAGGGUACACCUGAAAUGGCAAGAGUGCUAAUAAUAUAAUCUAGAACACAUUGACAUCCCUUUAUACAAUGUGAAAAUUCAGGUUAGUUAUAAGCCUUCUCCAGCCAAGUUGAUGUGAGGUGCUUGGCUUAGAGCGGUCCUCUACCUUAACUCUGUUAGAACCUUUUUUUUUUUUUUUUUUUUUUGAGAUUCCUAUGUCCCAAGGUAUAACUAAAUAAAAAUGAACACUGGCAGAAAGUCCUCACAAAUUGCAAUAACGCAUUUUGUGCUCAUGCACUCCCCUUAAGAUAACCGAUACACUUCUAGGUGCCUGCAUUUAAAGACCUUAAAGGGUUUUCGUAACCCUUUCAUUAGUUUAAUAAUUCAAAGAUUAGUGAACAGUUGUUGAAAGCCUUAUUGGGCACCACUGACCUAGUCCACCCCCUUUAUUUAAUUAAAACUUAUCUGGAAUCCCAUUCUGGAUUAAAUCCUCCUUGCUCAUUUCCGCACCCCAUCCGACAUCACGCUGCGUCAUCUCCUGUCCAGUCAAAUACAUUUGAUUGGACCGAUUGAUAUGAUAUUCCCAUACUUGGUCAACAUGCUACCAACAUACCAACUGUUUAGAAUGAAUGCAGUCCAAUAAAUGCUGAUUUACAGACCAUAAAUGCUUCUUGCACAUAAAUAAAAUUCAGCUGACACAAUUAUAGAAAACAUUAUAUGGAGAGGAUCAGAGAUGUCAUGCCACCAUAGAAUUUGAAAAAGAUCCUAUUACAUCACAAUUCAUUUUUGGAAUUUAAGAAUGUUUCUCACCAUUUAUUAGGUGAUGGCCAAAACACACAUGAUAAACCAACAACUCAAUUCAGUAGACACAAAUGGCAAACCUAUGGAGUAAUGUAACCCAUAGAUUCUUACACACACACCACCUUAAGCGUAGCCGGUGUGGGUCCUCUCCCUGGAGGUGACUGAUUUCCCCAUUCUUGCAUUGGCAGCGGGUAUCCACUAGCCUCCUAGCUCGACCCCGCCACCCCCACCCCCCCAGCCCGCUCCUUGGAGGCAAACCCAGCUGUUUGAGCACAGAAGAAGAAGAAGAAAGCAGGCAUGCAGACUUCCAUAACAGAGGCACAUAACAUGGCGGAUGCAACGUGUCCUCCGGAGAGGCCUGACCUUGCGUCCCAGCUGGACAGCAUAUUCGCGGACUUCUGGAGAAAAUUUGCACUCCGAAAACAACAGGCUGCUAAGCACAAAGAGAGUGGCCACUCACCUCAGAUGGCACCUUCACAAUCUCACUACAGGCUAGUGGUGCCCAAGCAGCAAAGAGCUCGAAAAUGGCAGCAUAAGGGGCAACAUCUCCUGCACAAACAGGAAUCUACAAGACCGCAUUCAGGUGGAGACCGACACCGACACAAACGACUGGAAACUUAGCCUAGGUCCCGCAAUACAAUGAGGCCCAAGCCAGGACUCCAAAGAAGCGUGUACUCCAGACCAAACUGGGCCUUACAAACCUUGGGGACCCCACUAGGCCUGCCUGCCCCCCCCAUUACCCCAAGGUGAUCUCAAACCCCCCAUCAGAUGGGCUACCGGGACUCUUGUGGUUGAACUCUGUCUUGCCCCAGACAGGCAUAGGCUGAAAUUGAAGCUGAGCUGGGGAAGUCUUAAAUUCAUAAAUUGUUAAUGUUUUCAUUGAUCGCAUGAUUUUCCCGCAUUCCACCUUAUACACCUGCACAUGAUCUAGAAUACUAAUCCAUGCCAUACCCAAGCAAAACUCAAGGCUAGCUUAUCUGGGGGGCCUCUUGGGAGACUAUUCUCAGUGCAUAUAUUUUACAUGCUUGCUACUUAACCAUUGUAUAUAACCUGCACUGUGCUCUACUUGUCUUUAUUUGAUCACCCAAAAAUGUUGACGUUGUGGCAGGCUUAUGCAAUGUAUGAUCAUAUAAUGUAACUAAACCUCCACUUUUUUUAGCGUAGAUUGUGUUUUUAAUAAAACUAGCAAAAUCUGUCAGCACCAAAGUAGCUGUUUAGUAGAUAAGGGAGUGCGCUGGAUUUUCAUUUUUACUGUACUUCUUGGCCCCCAGCAGCACCCCAUUUAAGCAUGUUCAGGUGAGUGCAGCCAGUCCCAUGUUUUCCCAUGAAUUCUAUAUAUACCAUGCCUAAUGCUAAAUGUUAUUUCAUUGUUUGUUCAACAGAGUAUAUUGUGGAAUCUUUGUUUUACAAUGCACGUCAAAAAUAAAGAAUAUUAAAAAAAUAAAUAUUAUACAGUUUUGGAAAUCAAGAUGAAAUAAGAAUAGUUGAGGUGAUAGUUAUGUUUUAUACAUACUAUUAAAGUAAUGGAGAUCAAAUCCUUGAUCUCUUCUAAUCAUUUACACUCCCACCACAUAUGGAAUUAGAUUCCAGUGUGUCUUAAACAUCUCCAACAAAUGUUAAAGCAAUUUUGCCUAAUUUGUCUUUAAUUCUAAUGGGAGUAAGAUACCAUCUGUGUAUAAUCUUAAAAUAGAAUUCAUGUAAACUAAGACUGUAUAUUCUUCUUAACCAACGUAAAAGCUUAUCCUCAGUUAAUUAGAUGAAAGGAUUUCCCCAUUUCAUUUUUCCAUUUUAUUAAAGAGUAAUGUUUAUUGACCCUUUAAACAUUCUAUUAAAUGCAUAAUUUUUAAAACCAGUUCUUUAGUUUUUAUGGUGUUUUAUUGAUAAGCUCUUCAAAAAAUUUAUUUUUGUAAUAUGGGUCUUGAUAGAGAGCUCAAAGGUUACUCCAACCACCAUGACCACUUCAAAAUUGACAUAACCACUUCUAAAUGCUGAAGUGGUUGGAGUAAUCCUCCAGCUCUCGAUCAAGACUCCAACUUGCAAAAAUAUAUAUAUAUAUAUAUAUAUUCUACCACCUGGGAGUAUAUUUGACUGCUGUACCAACAACUUUUUUUUUUUUUUUAACUUUUUGUAUACACCAAAAUCAUCUGAAAAAAAGGUGUGUGUGUGUUUUUUUUUAUUUAUUUUUUUUAACUUUUUGUAUACACCAAAAUCAUCUGAAAAAAAGGUGUGUGUGUGUUUUUUUUUAUUUUUUUUUUUACAUUUAGUUUAUUCUAUAUGCAAUGAUUUGACUAAGACACUGUACAUAAUUGACACUGUACAGUGCUCAUUUUCAAAUUUCUGUAUAAAUUCAGCAAAUUCUAUUUACUGCAAACAACAAAGAUAUUUAAAAAAAAUAAUAAUUUUUAUGAAUUUGCUGCAUACUCAUUCGCUGACCUCUAGCGUUAAUCAUGCUAAUGCAGAAGAAUUAGCCAUGGCAGUAGACUGGGACCAAGCUGCUGGUGCCCAGGACCCUCAUUGUGUAUCAUACCAUUCAAAAAACAGUUUUGUUUUUUGUUUUUGUUUUUUUUCCAUUGAAUAGUGUAAUGAACGGACUCCAGACACCCUAACCAACUGGUUAUUGUGCCUUGAGUGUCCAUUUUAAGAUGCUUAAUUUCAUUAGUGGUGAAUCAUACAGGGAGCAUAUAAUAGUUUGGGCCAUUGCACUAUGUUUGAUGUAUUGUGUUCUAUCUUUGUAGGAAUGAUUGCCAAUAGUAGAAUGGCAGUGCUGUAUCCUCAGGUUAUCAUUGAUCAUCCAUUCUUCUUCCUCAUUAGAUAUCGAAAAACUGGUGAGUUGAAUAUUUGCUUAUUAUCCUGCAACAAACUUUUUCACCUAAAGUACAAGUCUGUUUGUGCAAUAUGAAUUUAUUUAUAUUGGCACUUUAUUUUUAUAAUAUAUUGCCUAUUAUCUCUCUGAAAGAUUUUGCACACAAAGUAAACUUUAUAAAAAGAAGGUUGGUGAUCCAGAUGCAUUCUAAUCUAUUCUCUCCUUCUGUUUUAGGCUCCAUCUUGUUCAUGGGAAGAGUUAUGCACCCUGAGCCCCUAAAUUCUAUUGGCCAUGACUUCGAAGAGCUCUAAACCUUAUCACACACAAAAAUAAAAAAAAAAGCACAUUGUUCACUAAUAUACUUGAUGUUUUGUGCAGAUGUUUUUUCCCAUUGCCGUUUAGAAUUCUUCCAGGAUUGUGUGUUUUAAACGGUUAAGUCACACAGGCACUAUACCCAAAGUAUUCUUUCUAUUGCUAUGUUUUGUGAUUCUUGUGAAGGCUGCCAAAUAAAGUUGUAUACGUGUGAAGAUAUAUUUACAUAACAUAUAUUUUUGUUAUAUAGUGUGUUGUUGUGAGAUUGUCCUGUAAAUGUCUAAAAUUAAAACCAAUUGAAAGGUUCCAAACUGUUCUUCAUGGUGUUGUGCAAUAAAACUUGGUGUUUCGAAAGUA
Molecule: messenger RNA, 36525 nt
Organism: Pelobates cultripes (western spadefoot toad)
Lineage: Eukaryota; Metazoa; Chordata; Amphibia; Anura; Pelobatidae
Source: the annotation of a GenBank genome assembly